This is a messenger RNA of Eurytemora carolleeae, 1146 nucleotides long. RefSeq names its product steroidogenic acute regulatory protein-like. The transcript is spliced from 10 exons. NCBI's taxonomy places the organism in Eukaryota, Metazoa, Arthropoda, Copepoda, Calanoida, Temoridae. The record is from RefSeq and is a predicted model, not a curated record. The coding region runs from base 212 to 865 and encodes 217 amino acids. Gene Ontology annotation, molecular function: lipid binding.
UUUAACAGUUGUUUGUUGAUCGUCAAUUGUGACUUUUCUGUAUCGAAUGUGAAUUCUGAUAAUGACUUUUAAGUCAUAACUAAUCAAAGAUGUAAACAUUUAGAAUCAUUUUUAGCAAAUAAGAGUACGCCGGGGUUGUACUGUCUGGUUCUAUACAGCUGUAUUUACUGCCUGAGUCAAGCACUGCCUGUUCAUCAGUCAACAAUCAACCAUGUCUACGGAUGCUGAGUAUAUUGCAGCUAUAGAGGAGGCCUGGGAGGAGGGUCUAGAGCUAGCCAACUCUACCGAGGGAUGGAAAAAGGAGAAGGAGGAUAAGGAUACGGGUGAUCUGGUUGAGGUAAAGAAAAAUGGGAAAGGGAAGAAGAUUUAUAGAUGCAGGGGAAGAAUUAAUAUGCCAAGGAAACUCUUAGAAGAAGCAUUAAGUGACACGGACAACGUUAAAUCCUGGAACAAUACUCUAACUGAAGCUAAACUACUCAAGAAGCUAAACGAUACAUGUGCAAUCUCAUACCAGAUUACCACAGAAGCUGCUGGAGGAAUGGUGUCAGCUCGAGAUUUUGUGUACGGUAGUAAGAUUGGAAGAACAGCAAAUGACGCGUUUGUAAUGGGUGGGAAAAGUGUGGAUUACCCAGACGCGCCUAAAAACUCCAAAAUUGUGAGGGCUGUGAAUGGUCCUGGCUGCCAGAUAGUUUACCCUGUCGAGGGGAAGGACGAUGAAUGUGAUUUUGUUUGGCUCAUGGACUGUGAGUAUAAGGGCUGGAUGCCUGGAAGUAUCCUGGAUGUUGCAAUGCCUAUGGCGCAGACUCAGUUUAUUGAGUGCAUUAGGAAGUUGGCAGCAAAGAGGAAAUCGGAAGGAAGGUUUUAGAAGAAAGUUCUGCUGCUUAAAAUCCCUCAAACUUAAGAUUUUGAAAAAAGUUCUCUUUUUCAUAAUUUAAGCUUAAACCUUUUAAAAAAAUAACUUUACAGUUUACAAAUAUUCUCUCUAAAUAUUAUGUUUUAUUUUAUUUGCUUUUCAUAAAAUGUUACAAUGUUGUAAGAAAUGGCUGCCAGGCUCAGACACUUCCCGCCAUUUUCUUGAUUUACGCCAUUUUGUUCCUAAAUUGUUAAUUUACAGAUUUACAGUUAAAUAAAUCCAGACUUGCCGUA